Messenger RNA from Oncorhynchus masou masou (cherry salmon), 695 nucleotides. RefSeq names its product testican-3-like. Gene Ontology annotation, biological process: anatomical structure development. The record is from RefSeq and is a predicted model, not a curated record. Lineage: Eukaryota; Metazoa; Chordata; Actinopteri; Salmoniformes; Salmonidae. Gene Ontology annotation, molecular function: protein binding; extracellular matrix binding; calcium ion binding. The transcript has 7 exons. The annotation marks the transcript as partial.
AGCGGAGAGAGAGAGCGCAUUUAUUCCGCAUACGACAGAGAGCAGACAGACAGAGCGGCUAGCUAUGCGACAGCAGCAACGACAGACUAACGACAAGAUGUUGAGUUUCGCUGUGCUGUGUGUGUGUGCCGUCGCCGGUGAAGUGUCCGCGCGCUCUACCAGCUGGAAUUUCCUGGAUGACAAGUCUUUAACAGCACGAUGGGACAAAUUUCGUGAUGAGCCAGGUACAUGGAAUCCUGGGAAAGCAUUUGAUCAAGGUCUGAACCCUGACCCCUGUCUGAAGGUCAAGUGUAGCCGUCACAAAGUGUGUGUUGCAGACGACGACCAGACUGCUGCUUGUGUUAGCCAGCGGAGAGUCAGUGUGAAGGAACCGGGCCUGUCUCUGAGUCCGGGGUCCAAAUGCAGACACUGUCCAGUGGUCCGUCCCUCUCCUGUGUGUGGUACUGAUGGACACAGCUACUCAACCAAGUGUAAGUUGGAGUAUCAGGCAUGUAUCUCAGGGAAGCAAAUCUCAGUCCAGUGUUCUGGCCAGUGUCCCUGUCAUCCUGUCCUUUCUGAAUACAGCACAGCAGGACAGACAGAGUGCAGUGAGUCAGACAUAAAGGAGGUUGUGGGUCGGUUAAGAGACUGGUUCAGAGUUCUACUGGAGAACGGAAACAACAAGAAACUGAAGACACACAUGCCCCAGAAAAACA